This is a messenger RNA of Synchytrium microbalum, 1584 nucleotides long. RefSeq lists its product as uncharacterized. The coding region runs from base 1 to 1584 and encodes 527 amino acids. Gene Ontology annotation, biological process: magnesium ion transport. The record is from RefSeq and is a predicted model, not a curated record. The transcript is spliced from 4 exons. Gene Ontology annotation, molecular function: magnesium ion transmembrane transporter activity. Gene Ontology annotation, cellular component: membrane. NCBI's taxonomy places the organism in Eukaryota, Fungi, Chytridiomycota, Chytridiomycetes, Synchytriales, Synchytriaceae.
AUGAGUGAGGGACAAAGUCCCGACAGCAAUGCACUGAAUACGCUUAUAGGCAUAUCUAUAUCGAUUUUCUUUUCUUUUACAUCAGCUUUGGGCACCUCUUUGCAGAGCAGAGGAUUGGCGGUGUUGAGGGAGGCCAAUGAAGAAGUGGUGAAUAUAGAUGAUGCUUCCUCAACAGAAGGAGAGAUAUCAGAAUCCGAUAACGAUCUGGAAGCAUCUGUUGAUCUCCCAGAAGAUUCAGCUGCUUCUCUCGUGGACUCCACGACUCCGACAUUGAAUUCAAUGGAACGGCGACCGGCAUCGACAAAUGAUACCCCACUUCUGUCGAACUAUAUGGCUAUGAACGUGUCUGGGAACGAUACGUCGCCUACGAGGAGACGGAAUUCUCUGUCCAUCUUACGAGGUCGAGCCGAUCUACCGAGAAUACCACUAGACACGUAUACAAGGAAUACGGCGCCCGUUCAACCCAAGCAGCUCGUUAAGGGUAUUCGAAGACAGAGACGUCGUGAGAACAUGUGGGAGUUGUACUAUGAGUAUGAGUGGUAUCUUGGAUUUGGUGCAUAUGUGUUCUCUCAGCUGUUUGGAUCAGUGUUUGCACUUGCGUUUAUAUCCCCAAUGUUACUCGCCCCGUUGGGCUCAGUGGGACUCAUUGCCAACAUCGUGUUCUCGCGGUGGCUGCUACGUACACCAAUAACCAGAUGGAAUAUUUUUGGAACUAUAUUAAUAGUAAUAGGUUGUGCUAUCGUAUCAGCUUUUGGAGCCCGAAACCCCAGCACUAGGUUAUCUAUGGACGAUCUCAUAUCAUUAUAUACAAGACCUGCAUUUGCAAUAUUUAUGUCCCUGGAAGUCGCAUUGGCUCUAGGUGUAUUUAUUGUAGUGGUAUACCUCGAGAGGUUUAGAUUGCCAGCCUCAUCUCUCUCGCCUUUGACUCCAUUGACACCUCCGGGCGAAACAUCGCCGCUGCUGUCACGUAAAAAUGGACGAUCCUCUGUGACUCUUAGACGAUUUUGGAAGCGGGUUAAAAUAAGUAGAGUUAUUGGAGCCUUGUACGCCGCUGUGGGUGGAACUGCUGCAUCUGAGACAUUAUUAAUUGGCAAGAGUGGUGUUGAUUCGAUCAUAUCAUCGCUGAUUCCGGCAAAGGCACAGCCUGAUGGGAGUUCACAUGUUGCAUUCUCGCUACUGCUGUUGCUCUUCUUUCUAUAUUCACUAAAUCGAGGCCUUCACUACUCACUACCGCUGGAAGUAGUCCCUGUCUUUUAUACCUUCUUUACUGCACUGGCACUAGCCAACCAAUCAGUCUUUUUGGGAGGAGCUUAUAAUGUAGCUGAAACGCUUCUCGUAUUGCUCGGAAUGACGAUAAUAAUAGGUGGCGUUUGGAUAUUGGGGUGGUCUGAUGCUCCAUCGCUUCCAAUGUCUCUAUCAAGUCCUACAACACCACGUCGCUCGCAUGAGUCGACUAGGAGGAGUCUGUUUGGUAGACGGCCACACGAAUCAGUAGAAGAUAAUGGGGACGCUGAUCGUUUAAUGAUUGAGGCAGAGCUUUUCCUGUCGCAGCCAGCUGGAAUCAAUCAUGAAGAUAAUCUGUAA